Gracilinanus agilis (Agile Gracile Mouse Opossum) is the source of this 2269-nucleotide messenger RNA. RefSeq names its product SBDS ribosome maturation factor (gene SBDS). Gene Ontology annotation, biological process: ribosome biogenesis; cytosolic ribosome assembly. The record is from RefSeq and is a predicted model, not a curated record. The transcript has 5 exons. NCBI's taxonomy places the organism in Eukaryota, Metazoa, Chordata, Mammalia, Didelphimorphia, Didelphidae. Bases 159 to 911 code for a protein of 250 amino acids.
CGCAUUAGGGGUGCCUAGUGACGGUGGGUAGUGGGAGCUGCAGCGUCGGUGGCGCUUCCGUUUCGAGUCUUUCUCAGCGGGGAGUCCGAGCGACCCGGCUCGAGGGUCCGCGGCCGUUAGUAGGCCCGCCCGCUGGGUGGGGACCGGUCACCGCCGCGAUGUCCAUCUUCACGCCCACUAACCAGAUCCGCCUGACGAACGUGGCCGUGGUGCGCAUGAAGCGCGCGGGGAAGCGCUUUGAAAUCGCUUGCUACAAGAACAAGGUCGUGGGCUGGCGCAGCGGCGUAGAAAAAGACCUUGAUGAAGUCUUGCAGACCCACUCGGUAUUUGUAAAUGUCUCUAAAGGCCAAGUUGCUAAAAAGGAAGAUCUUAUCAGUGCCUUUGGGACUGAUGACCAGACGGAAAUCUGUAAACAGAUUUUAACAAAAGGAGAAGUACAAGUGUCAGAUAAAGAACGGCACACACAACUGGAGCAGAUGUUUAGGGAUAUUGCAACAAUUGUGGCAGAUAAAUGCGUUAAUCCCGAAACAAAGAGACCAUACACUGUCAUCCUCAUUGAAAGAGCAAUGAAGGAUAUCCACUAUUCUGUCAAACCCAACAAGAGUACAAAACAGCAGGCUUUGGAAGUAAUAAAGCAAUUGAAGGAAAACAUGAAGAUUGAGCGAGCCCAUAUGAGACUUCGAUUCAUCCUACCUGUGAGGGAAGGAAAAAAACUAAAAGAAAAACUCAAACCGUUGAUCAAGGUGAUAGAAAGUGAAGACUUUGGUGAACAGUUAGAAAUUGUAUGUCUAAUUGACCCGGGCUGCUUCAGAGAAAUCGAUGAGCUGAUACAGAGAGAGACAAAAGGAAAAGGUUCUUUGGAAGUGCUCAGCUUGAAAGAUGUGGAAGAAGGAGAUGAGAAAUUUGAAUGAAAAUUUUUUACUGUCUCUUCACUUAUAAACACAACACUAAAAGGUGUUCUCACUUCCCUCGGCACUGUAACUCCUGGGUUUGGGUUUUGGGUUUUUUUUUUUCCCUGUCAAAUACUUGUUCAGGCGGCUUCCUUUGAUGUUUUCAUCCCAGUCUAUGUGUUAACCAAACGAGUCACUUAGGUACAGAAUAUUCAGUAUAAGGUGGAGAUGUAUACUGUGGGAUCAAGGCAAUCCCAGUUAUCAAGUUAGACUCCAUUAAAAGAAACGAGGAACUCUCCUGUUCUGCAUUCUGCCUGGGUAUCAGAUAGGCUCUUUGUGUCAUCUAUUUUUUGAUAACAGCCAUUCUUUGGUAACUUUACAUCCAUGAAAGUUGUCUCAGAGUUUACACUAAAAAUUCAUACUUCAGAAAUGCCCCUUGGCAGAAAGAUAUAGGCCUACAUCAUUUCUUCAUUAUAGAAUUUGAGUCAUUUUAAUUUGGCCUAAUAUUAAGCUGGGUGUUGGGACUCCCAAAAUGACACUGCUUUUACUAGGUGUGUAUAUAGACAGUUACUGACUAGGAGUCCAUCAGUAUUCUCAUUUAAUAAACAUGCUGCCAAAAUGUAAAAGACCAUCUUGGGUUUAAAAAAAAAGUCACUUCAUUAUAAUUUUUAAAAUUUAUAAUAUAUGUUAAUACAGAUGAAGUUAUAUGUAACAAAUAAAACCUCUAUUAUUUUUAUUACAAUGGCCUGUGUGUUUCUAAACGAUACCUUCCCAUUUUUGUCAGUUUUACAUUCUGUGUGAUCGCAGGACUGAGAAGUAAGCAUAACUCCUUUUGGACUUACAAAAGAAAAUGUAAUUAUUUAUUAUGAACACCCAACUUUUUUUUUAAGACAGACUCCUAAAAGAGAUUACAUUGCAGAAGAUAAACUAGAGCUUUACACAAAAGAGAUAUAUUUUAACAAAACAAUAUUUUUCCUUAGUAAUUAAGUAAAACAAAAUAAAUAAGCCCUAUGGUCAAGCUUUAGGUACUUCUCAAUCAUAUGGGCUGUACCCUAAUCAUGUACCAGACGUCCUAAUUAGGUCUUUCUCAGAAGAUACAAACAUCUCCCAAGACUAAAUCAUUUUAUACUAAAAUUGUUUUUGAGAAAUGUUUAUUUCAAGUUUUACAUUCCUUCUAGUAGGACCCAAUAUUCUUACUGCUUAGUAAUGUGUGGAAAGGAAUAUUAACGAAGGUAUUCAGCAUACACAAAGGGUGCCCAACAAGGUGGCGUCAACUUUACUGUUCUGUCCAAGAUUUCUUUUUGUAAUCCAUUGAAGUUUGCCUAUGAAACUGACAAAACUAUGUAGUUGGCAUUAAAUGCAAUUUUCAUUAACCAUAA